AUGUCUGGAGCGAGUAGAUCGGGCGCGACGGUAGCGGUGGAAUUGCGGGGCUAUAGGAAGCCCCCGAGGCGGCGACGGUGAGGUCUUUGGAUUCUGGAAGCAGAUGCACUUUAAAUCUCCCUUCUAUCAGCAAGCUGCUUGACAGCUGGGAACAAGAAAGAUGGAAGAUGAGCUGACAAUGGAGAUUCAGAGCUUUGACCCAGAUCAAAAUCUUUGUUCUGUGACAAAUGAAUCAAGUCAGCAACCCUUGUGCCAGGAAGCCCCUUCGCCCAAGUUGUCUGUGAGUGAGCUGAGCAAGGAGUUAGAGUCAAAGAGUGAGCUGAUAGAUGACAAAGAGUUUGAUAUUCCUCAGGUCGAUACUCCUCCAACACUGGAAAGUAUUUUAAAUGAGACUGAUGAUGAAGAGGAGCCAUUUGUUCUUGAAGAUCCUUCUCUUCUAAACAUUGAUAACAUUGACACACAUUCCUAUGAUACUUCAUCUGUAGCAAGCUCUGACAGUGGAGACAGGACACACUUGAAAAGGAAGAAGAAACUUCGUGAUUCUUUCUCUGUCCAUGGCUCAGUUAUACGAUUGUCACUUUUGAAAGGAAUUUCCGCACAGAUAGUUUCUGCAGCAGCUAAAGUAGAUGCUGGAUUACCUACUGCAAUAACAGCAUCAAGUCUCAUUGCAGUUGGAACAUCACAUGGUCUAGCACUGAUAUUCGAUCCUAACCAGGCUCUUCGGCUUUGUUUGGGCAGUACUGCAGUGGGAGCACAGUAUGGGGCUAUAUCUGCUCUUAGUAUCAACAAUGAUUGUUCAAGACUACUUUGUGGCUUUGCCAAAGGACAGAUUACAAUGUGGGAUCUGGCCAGUGGAAAGCUUUUGAGAUCCAUAACAGAUGCUCAUCCUCCAGGAACAGCGAUUUUGCAUAUUAAGUUUACAGAUGACCCAACUCUAGCAAUUUGCAAUGACAGUGGGGGCUCAGUAUUUGAACUGGCAUUCAGGAGAGUCAUGGGCGUGAGAACAUGUGAGUCACGCUGCUUGUUCAGUGGUUCUAAAGGAGAAGUUUGCUGUAUUGAGCCAUUACAUGCAAAGGCUGAGCUGAGAGACCAUCCCAUCACCCAAUACUCUUUACUUGCAAUGGCUUCUUUAACAAAGAUCCUUGUCAUUGGAUUGAAGCCAUCUCUGAAAGUAUGGAUGACUUUCCCUUAUGGUCGUAUGGACCCAUCCAGUGUUCCAUUGCUGGCAUGGUAUUUUGUUGCUGUUCCAACAUCUGUGAAUCCUGUCCUUGCCUUCUGUCGAGGAGAUGUUGUCCAUUUCCUUCUGGUAAAAAGAGAUGAUUCUGGGGCAAUACAUGUUACAAAGCAGAAACAGCUACAUCUGCACUAUGAUCUCAUCAAUUUUACUUGGAUAAACUCCCGUACCAUUGUGCUUCUGGACAGUGUGGAAAAGCUGCAUGUGAUAGAUCGUCAGACACAGGAGGAACUUGAGACUGUGGAGAUCUCAGCUGUUCAGUUAGUUUAUAACAGCAGCCACUUCAAAUCACUUGCAACAGGAGGCAAUGUCAGCCAAGCACUGGCACUGGUCGGGGAGAAGGCUUGCUAUCAGUCGAUCAGCAACUGUGGUGGUCAAAUCUUUUAUUUAGGUACAAAGUCUGUUCAUGUGAUGACACUGAGAAGCUGGAGAGAGAGAAUAGAUCACCUUCUGAAACAAGAUUGCCUUAAUGAAGCACUGGCUCUUGCUUGGUCUUUUCAUGAAGGGAAAGCCAAGGCUGUUGUAGGAUUGUCUGGGGAUGAAUGCAAACGGAAGGCUGUUGUUGCAGACAGAAUGGUUGAAAUCCUUAUCCAUUAUGCUGAUCGAACUAUGAAGAAAUGUCCUGAACAUGGUAAAAUCCAAAUUAUGGAGCAGCAUUUUCAGGAUAUGGUCCCUGUUAUUGUUGAUUACUGUCUUCUGCUUCUGCGGAUGGAUCUGUUGUUUAGCCAGAUGUAUGACAAGAUGAGUGAAAAUUCUGUGGCAAAGGGUGUCUUUCUGGAGUGUCUUGAACCAUACAUUUUAAGUGAUAAAUUGGUGGGAAUCACGGCUCAAAUUAUGAAAGAUUUGCUGCUGCACUUUCAAGAUAAGAAUUUAAUGGCAAACAUGGAGGCUUGUAUUGUGCAUAUGGAUAUCACCAGCCUAGACAUCCAACAGGUUGUCCUCAUGUGUUGGGAAAACCGUCUAUAUGAUGCAAUGAUCUAUGUCUAUAAUAGUGGAAUGAAUGACUUUAUUACUCCAAUGGAGAAAUUGUUCAAGGUCAUUGCUCAUCCACUCAGUGCUGGAAAGUCUCUCUCAGAUGAGCAAGUCAUUAUGGGCAACAAACUUCUUGUCUAUAUAAGUUGCUGUUUGGCAGGUCGAGCUUAUCCACUGGGCAAUAUCCCUGAAGAUCUGGUACCCUUGGUAAAAAACCAGGUUUUUGAAUUUCUCAUUCGUUUGCACUCAGCUGAAGCCCCAGCAGAUGAAGAAGUUUACCCCUAUGUUCGCACGCUGCUUCACUUCGAUACACGGGAGUUCCUUAAUGUUCUUGCACUGACAUUUGAAGACUUUAAGAAUGAUAAACAAGCUGUGGAGUACCAACAGAGAAUUGUCGACAUCCUUCUCAAGGUUAUGGUGGAAAACUCUGAUUUUACUCCAUCACAAGUUGGAUGUCUUUUCACUUUCCUUGCCCGGCAGCUGGCUAAACCCAACAACACAUUGUUUGUGAACAGGACACUUUUUGACCAGGUCCUUGAAUUUCUCUGCAGUCCUGAUGAUGAUUCACGACACUCUGAAAGACAGCAGGUUCUUCUAGAAUUACUUCAAGCUGGAGGCAUAGUACAGUUUGAAGAAAGCAGACUAGUUCAAAUGGCAGAAAAAGCAGAAUUCUAUCAAAUUUGUGAGUUUAUGUAUGAACGGGAACAUCGCUAUGAUAAGAUAAUUGAUUGCUACUUACGUGAUCCAUUGAGAAAGGAAGAAGUUUUCACCUAUAUCCACAAUAUACUCUCCAUUCCUGGAUAUAGUACAGAAGAAAAGCAGUCUGUGUGGCACAAAGCUAUGAAGCACAUUGAGGAGCUAAUAUCUGUGUGUCCCCUGAAAGCAGCAGAUCUGAUUUCCAUUCACUUCAGUGACCAGAUUGAGGAAAUAAUUCAGAACCUCCAGGAUCAAUGUUUGCUUUUCCAGUUUUUGAAAAGCCUGCUUGACCCAAGGGAAGGUAUAAAUCAAGACUUGUUUCAGCUUUCUCCCUCUGUUACUGAACAGUUUAUUGACCUGCUGUGUCAGUAUGAUCCUGACCAGGUUUUAGCAACUUUGCCAUUCCUGGAUUCCUGCCGGCUAGAAGAGACAAUUCAGGUCACACAGAAAUACCAACUUCAUGAAGCUUCUUCCUACUUACUUGAGAAGAAAGGAGACAUUCAUGGUGCCUUCUUAGUUAUGCUUGAGUGGCUACAAAGCAAGCUGUUGACACUCGUAGGUGAAGAUGAAAAUUCAGUACAAUUUCCUUCAUUAAAGGAUAUUGAAGAUACCUUAACGAAAACUGUUGCACUUUGUCAGAGGAAUUCACAUAAGUUGAAUCAACAGCAACGGGAGGCACUGUGGUUUCCACUCUUGGAGGCAAUGAUGUCUCCACAAAGGUUAUCUAGUUAUACAGUACUGGGUCAUUACUCAGAAUUUUUGAAGAACUUGACAAUGCAAGUGCUGAACAAUAUGGCAGCAUUUAUUGCCCUUCCACUGAUUUUACAGAGAAUUCUGCAGGAUCCAGUGUAUGGAAGAGGAAAACUUGGAGAAAUUCAGGGUCUUGUGCUGGGAAUGCUAGACAGUUUUAACUAUGAGCAGACCCUUUUGGAGACGACCACUAGCCUGCUCAACCAUGAUCUCCACUGGUCAUUACGUAAUUUGAAGGCAUCUGUGACUAGAGGACUCAACCCCAAGCAAGAUUACUGCUGUAUUUGUUUGCAGCAAUACAAGAGAAGACAAGAGACUGCCGACCAAAUCAUUGUUUUCAGCUGUGGCCACUUGUACCACUCUCUAUGUCUGCUGAGUAAGGAGUGUGGCACUGAAGCAAAGGGACAGAUGAGAUGGACUUGCUUUAAAUGCAAUGCGAGUAACAAAGGUGGAAAACUAAGUGAGAUUUCCUCCGAGAGGAAAAAGGGAGCUCCAAUAUAUCUGGCACAGACCACUUCAGAGUCCCCGUUGGAUCCCCAGCAAGCUCAAGCAUUUGACCAGCUCUGUCGUCUGUACCGAGGGACAUCCAGGUUGGCUCUUCUGACUGAACUCUCUCGAGAUCGUGGUGGUGAGAAACAUGGGCUCCUCCAUUUCUCCCAGGGUGAUCCUGCUCUGAAUAGUGUCUUUCAGAAUGAGACUUUCCAACUUCACCUCGCUCCUCCCCCUCUUCUGGAUGACUAGUCUUUGCUUGCUAGGGCAGCAGGAAAGCACUGUGAAAAAGUACUUGUGUGCCCUGAUGGUAGAAGUCUAGCUUUGAGGACUUCGCUUUAUAUGAAGUAGAUGGAAUAUUGCAACAAUGCAGAAUCUCUGUGUUCAUUUAUUGUUCUCCCCUUGUGGUUUUGCUUAACAAAGCAGAUGGAACAUCAAAA
Messenger RNA from Varanus komodoensis (Komodo dragon), 4581 nucleotides. RefSeq names its product VPS8 subunit of CORVET complex (gene VPS8). The coding region runs from base 161 to 4393 and encodes 1410 amino acids. The transcript is spliced from 46 exons. Gene Ontology annotation, biological process: protein targeting to vacuole; endosomal vesicle fusion. The record is from RefSeq and is a predicted model, not a curated record. Gene Ontology annotation, cellular component: CORVET complex; early endosome; HOPS complex. Gene Ontology annotation, molecular function: protein binding. NCBI's taxonomy places the organism in Eukaryota, Metazoa, Chordata, Lepidosauria, Squamata, Varanidae.